Messenger RNA from Fomitopsis serialis, 837 nucleotides. RefSeq lists its product as uncharacterized. The transcript is spliced from 2 exons. NCBI's taxonomy places the organism in Eukaryota, Fungi, Basidiomycota, Agaricomycetes, Polyporales, Fomitopsidaceae. The annotation marks the transcript as partial. The record is from RefSeq and is a predicted model, not a curated record.
AUGAUCGACAUCCCCGAGUUCGCUGACGCCUUCUUCUACCACGAGCUCCGCGGAGCGAAGGGAGGAAGUCACCACAACCCGCAUGACGAUGUCGACGCGAACCUUGCCCUACAGGAGACAUUCCAGCACAUCGACUUCACCGACAUCAGUGACGCCGAUCUGGAGCACAGAUGGUUCGUGGACGUCGCGCUCGAGAUACAUCAUCCCGGGCACGUCGUUCACUGGCGUGCCGAUCAGCACAUGCCCAUCAUGAGGCAUGUCAUGCCCAGUGCUACUCCGGCGCGAGUGACUGCAUGCGCGAAUGGCGGGAACUUCGAGUACGACGCAUGCAUGCAGCUGAGCGACGUCGCGGGAUUCCGCGUCGCUACACCGACCGCGGGACGAGACGACCAGGUGAAGUACAUUAACGUGUACAGCACGGAGAAGUCUGUUCACUACCAGCUUCAUCCAGGCCAAUUCCUCAGAGCCGAGCCGAAGCAGCUCAUGCCGGGCGAGGUGAACCACCUUCUCCAAAGGUUGAACAAGUGGACGGAGGCAUUUCUCGCGUGCAUGGGGGACGACGACGACCCGCCGCAAGAAGCAUCGGCCCGCCUCGAAGUUCGGGUCUCGGCGAGGCAAUGCGGCGUCGCACUCCGCAACGUCCCGUACCUUCUACUCAGUAAUUCGUGCAUCAGCGUGCCAGGGGACAUUUGGUGGAGUUUCAAAUACUGGCGUGUAUUUGCCUGUUACCUAGCCAUCAAAAACAUGACCAAAUCGCCCGCCUCCCAGCGCGUCACUCGCGCCAGUCUCCAAUUCGGCGCGAUGCUGACUCAUAUUCUCAACGGCACUCUUUACCGG